AACCCGCCAAACUGUGUGUGCGCGCGUAAACAUGGAAACUGUGCGGCGGCGCUCGAAAGUGUGGCUUAACUUCACUAAAAUAAAUGACAAGUCGGCUCGGUGCAACAUUUGCAAAACAAUUAUAUCGUGCAAAGGCGGGUGUACCACCAACAUGAUCAAACAUCUCCGGGGUCAUGGUGUACAGAUAACUGAGUGCCCCGUCUUUGACGCGCUGCGCCGGCCAUCCUCCGUUGCCACUUCCUCCACUGCCUCUACCUCCGGCUCCGACCCUCACCCUAGCACCGCACUAUCAGCCAUACGACUUGAAAUUGCAACCGUUAGCCAGGCAGUUACUCCGUUCACCCUAACGUCCAAGGGAAAGAUGUCGGUGCAACAAGUGCAAGAGUGCCACAGAAAGGUUACAGCCUUUAUUGUAAAAAGGUUGCAUCCCUUUUCAGAUGUGGAAUCACCAACAUUUAGGGACAUGGUGAAAGCCAUCAACCCCAAGUACACACCACCUACCAGGGACUACUUGGCAAAUAAAUUAAUACCAUCUUGGUAUGAGGUCGAGAAGUCAAAUGUCAUUACAGAGCUCAGUGACGUCUGCUCUGUUGCACUCACAUGUGAUGGCUGGAGUAGCAUCACACAGGACCAUUACCUCACCAUCACAGAACACUAUAUAGUGGAGGGCAAAAUGCAGCAAAAAGUGCCAAAAACAAAAGCUGUGUACAAAGCACAGACUGGCUGUGUUGUGGCAGAGGAAAUAAGUGAUGUUCUGUCAGAGUUUGGCAUUUCUGGCAAAAUUAAAGCAGUCACUGUAGAUAAUGCUGCCAAUAUGGAUGUGGCUAUUAAGCACCUGCAAUUUGUCAAACUGGGCUGUUUUGCCCACUCACUUAAUUUAGGAGCACAAAGUCUGUACUCCUUAAAUUCAGUGAGUCAGUGGGUGGCCAAGAUCCGAACCAUUGUUGUGUGGAUGAAGAGGUGCUUGAUGGGGAAGGUGGUCCUCCAGGAGAAGCAAGAACUUCUACAGCUGCCCCGACAUGCACUCAUUCUUGAUGUGAGAACACGCUGGAACUCUCUUUAUCUAAUGCUGGAGAGAUUCACAGAGCAGUACCCUGCAAUUCAGGCAGCCAGCUUGGAUCCACGGCUGAGAAAGAAUAUGGAAAGGGACAGGCUUGCUCGGCUGACUGAGGAGGAUUUUCGGAAAGCAGAAGACUUCAUCAAGCUCAUGAAACUUUUCUACACUUCCACACUCUGCGUGUCUUCAGAAAAGAGCCCCACAUGUGGACAGAUAUUACCCAUUCUCCAAAAGCUCAAGGCACAUCUGACUGUGAAAGAGGGAGACACAGUGUUUGUAAAAGACCUUAAAAAACAAGUUUGGGGAAACCUAUCUAAGCGCUACCAGAAUGAUGAGACCAGGAACUUUCUCCAAGUGGCCACUGCUUUGGAUCCGCGCUUUAAACACAAGUUGGAGGAUGACACCGUCUGGGACCAGAUCCAGAGAAAGCUGAUUAAGCAGGUGAAAUGUCAUUCAUGCAUUAAAAUCUGAGAUCUAAUUGCUAGUUAUGUUCUUUGUAGUCAACAGAAGACUGUGGAGGUGAUGGGGACACCAUGCAGUCUGAGGAAAGGCCUGAGGAUGAGGGAGUGGAAAAUGAGGAUGAGGAGGACAGUGUAAGUGUACAAUAGCUGAUAUUAUAUAGGUUCUCAAUCUUAAUUAAGAUCAUGCCUUUAAUGGAUCAUGCCUUUAAUUUUCCUUUUUAGUGAUAAUACUGAUGAACCUUUUGUUUGUUUAGCAACCGCCUCCCUGCAAACUGUCCAGGAAGACUCCACUGGAGGAGCUGUUUGCUGAGGAAGAGGCACAGAACAUAGUGUCACAGCAGAGCUCCAUGUCAAUCAAGAAAACAGUGGAGAGAGAGCUGCAGACAUACCAGGAAAUUCCACCGGCCAUUAUGUCUGUGGACCCUGCUGCAUGGUGGUGGAACCAACGAAAAACGUAUCCUUUGCUGGCAGAUCUUGCUUUCUCAUAUUUAUGUGUUCAAGCUUCAUCUACGCCCAGCGAACGCGUGUUCUCCACUGCAGGAGACACUAUCUGUCCAGAACGCUCACGCCUACUGCCCGAGAAGGCAGAUAUGAUAAUUUUCCUUAACAAGAACUGUUUCUGAUUUUAUACUGUACCUGCUGCUAAUCUGGGCUAGGUUGUACAAGUUGUUCCUCUUUGUUUGUUCGAUAUUAUCUGCACCAGGUUAGCCCAUCAGUUGGAGCUCAGUUCAAAUUUAAAGAUUUGUAUUUUAUUGUAAUCUCCAAUUGUUGUUUAGGAGCACAUUGUAAUCUCCUGAAUGUUAGUGUUUGAAUUAUACCUGAGUGAUGCUUCUGUCAAUGGUAGAAUGUUUCUGACCCUCGGCCAAAGACUAGUGGUUGUGUCACUAGCGGGAGUGGUUUGUGCACACAUGCUUUGAAUGUGGGGUUGUCCAUAACCCGAUUAUUAAACCUCCACAGUGGAUGUGUGUCUAAUAAACAUCUCUUCAAAUACUGUGAACACAGCGAAUACUAGUUUUAUUAUCGGUCAUUAGCAUGUAGAAAACAUAACAUGCAGGAUUGUGAGUUGUUACUGUCUGAGACAUGUAUACUUUCAUAAGAGAUGAACACCUUUAAGGUGCUUUUUACUCUAUAUUGUUUCAAACAACCAGAUGUUACGGUUGGUUUCCAGCACAUCUGUUCAAAAUGUUACAUUUUCCAACAAAGAAUUUCUUUCAACUCCAAUUCUAGAGAUGUCGGGGACAGGCCCACAAUAUAUUAGGUUUAAAAAGUGUACCUCUGUGUAAAGAAAAUUCAUAACAUUUAUAUUUAUUUCAUAGAUUUGAUAUCUAUAUACUACCUAGUUGAAAACAGCCCUGUGAGAAAUUCAAAAUGAAGUUCAUAAAAAAAAAAAAUGUCAUUGAAUUCAAAUUCAUGGAGAAGUUCAGACUAUUUCAUCCAGAAAGACCUCUGGUUAGCUAGCUCAUUUAAAACAUGUAAACUUUUUUGACCCUGCCUCUUAAGAGAAUCGAGAAUCGUUAGGAACCGGAAUCGAAAUGAGGAAUCGGAAUCGGAACCGGAAUCGUUCAAAUUCAAACGAUGCCCAACCCUAAUCAUAGGUCAUACACAUUACUUUGUCUUCAGGUACUGCACUUACGGGAGGAGAUGGCUACAUCUUCACAAUAAUUUACACUGCCAUAGUACACUGCUAAACAGUACUGUAACAUGGAUUUGUAUCAGGUUAUGAAGUCAUUUAAAGCAUAACUUUACU
Gadus chalcogrammus (walleye pollock) is the source of this 3265-nucleotide messenger RNA. Its product is annotated as E3 SUMO-protein ligase ZBED1-like. Gene Ontology annotation, molecular function: DNA binding. The coding region runs from base 32 to 1528 and encodes 498 amino acids. The transcript is spliced from 6 exons. The record is from RefSeq and is a predicted model, not a curated record. Lineage: Eukaryota; Metazoa; Chordata; Actinopteri; Gadiformes; Gadidae.